AUGUAUAUAAAUACUCUGUUUUGGAAACAGAACCCAAAAGGGGCAAAAAACCAAGAAGACGAAAGUAAAAUGCAGAGAAACAAGAAGAGAGUCUUGCUCUCCUGUCUCAUCACCACGAUGCUCCUCCUAAUCUCCGCCGCAGAUUCCGUUAAAGACACGGCGUUGCGGCUCGAGUUAGCUCACCGAGACACUCUCUGGCCGAAUCCUCUCAGCCGCAUUGAGGACAUUAUCGGCGCCGACCAUAAGCGUCAUAGUCUGAUAUCUCGGAAUCGUAAGUACAAAGGAGGAGUGAAAAUGCCUCUAGGAUCAGGGAUCGAUUACGGAACGGCGCAGUAUUUCACGGAGGUUAGGGUUGGAACUCCGGCCAAGAAGUUCAGGGUGGUGGUUGAUACAGGGAGCGAGCUUACUUGGGUGAACUGCAAGUACCGUGGGAGAGGCAAAGGUAGAGUUGAGAACCGUAGAGUGUUCCGAGCUGAAGAAUCCAAGAGCUUUCGAACAGUUGGAUGCUUCACUCAGACUUGUAAAGUUGAUUUGAUGAAUCUUUUCUCACUCUCUACUUGUCCUACUCCUUCAACUCCUUGCUCCUACGAUUACAGAUAUGCGGAUGGGUCAGCGGCACAAGGCAUAUUCGCAAAGGAGACAGUCACGGUCGGUCUGACUAAUGGUCGCAAGGCUAGACUCCAUGGUCUCCUCAUUGGUUGUAGUAGCUCCUUUAGUGGACAGAGCUUCCGUGGAGCGGAUGGGGUUCUUGGUUUAGCCUUUAGUGAUUUCUCCUUCACUUCUACAGCCACUAGUCUCUUCGGAGCCAAAUUCUCCUACUGCCUUGUUGAUCAUCUCUCCCCCAAAAACGUCUCCAAUUAUCUUAUCUUUGGCUCUUCCUCCUCUGCCACCAAAAACGCCCCCGGACGAACCACCCCGCUUGAUCUCACUCUCAUACCUCCAUUCUACGCGAUAAGCGUCAUCGGAAUCUCCCUCGGAGAAGACAUGCUCGAUAUCCCCGCGCAAGUAUGGGACGCAACGACCGGUGGUGGGACAGUCUUGGACUCAGGAACUAGUCUCACGUUAUUGUCCGAAGCCGCCUAUAAACCUGUGGUUACAGGGCUCGCACGUUACCUUGAUGAGUUGGAAAGAGUCAAACCAGAAGGGGUACCGAUUGAGUAUUGUUUUAGUUCCACCUCCGGGUUCAACGAGAGCAAGCUACCGCAACUGACGUUUCACAUGAAGGGGGGUGCGCGUUUUGAGCCGCAUCGUAAAAGUUACCUCAUAGAUACUGCGCCUGGAGUCAAGUGCUUAGGGUUUAUGUCGGCGGGAACGCCGGCGACUAAUGUGGUCGGGAAUAUAAUGCAGCAAAAUUAUUUGUGGGAGUUUGAUCUAAUGGCCUCAACUUUGUCUUUUGCUCCCUCUUCUUGCACUUAGCUGUCUUGUCCAUCUCUCUUGUGUUUAUUACUAUUAUUACUUUGAUUAAUUGGAAUAUAUAUUGUUUUGUUA
Capsella rubella is the source of this 1488-nucleotide messenger RNA. RefSeq names its product aspartic proteinase NANA, chloroplast. The record is from RefSeq and is a predicted model, not a curated record. Gene Ontology annotation, biological process: proteolysis. Gene Ontology annotation, molecular function: aspartic-type endopeptidase activity. Lineage: Eukaryota; Viridiplantae; Streptophyta; Magnoliopsida; Brassicales; Brassicaceae.